Alosa sapidissima (American shad) is the source of this 708-nucleotide messenger RNA. RefSeq names its product antioxidant 1 copper chaperone (gene atox1). Lineage: Eukaryota; Metazoa; Chordata; Actinopteri; Clupeiformes; Clupeidae. The record is from RefSeq and is a predicted model, not a curated record. Gene Ontology annotation, molecular function: metal ion binding; copper chaperone activity. Gene Ontology annotation, cellular component: cytosol. Bases 157 to 360 code for a protein of 67 amino acids. The transcript is spliced from 4 exons. Gene Ontology annotation, biological process: copper ion transport.
GUGGAAGGAACCCCCAGAUGAUCCCUAAAACCACCCGGUUCGGCUAUCGAUGUGUGGCAAAGCGUUCACGAGUUACAACCAUUACAACACAACCAGGAGGUGGCAUUUGGGCUAGUUGUAUGCAUUUGGUGGUGCCCUGAAGAUAUAUCCGCAACUAUGACGAAGCACGAGUUUUCUGUCGAUAUGACCUGUGAGGGCUGUUCUGGAGCCGUCACACGUGUUCUCACUAAACUGGAUGUCAAGUUUGAUAUAGAUCUCCCCAACAAGAAGGUGUUCAUCGAAUCUGACAAGGACACAGACGUCCUUCUGGAAACACUGAAGAAGACUGGGAAAGCGGUUACCUACAUCGGCCCAAAAUAAACCUCAUAUGUACCCCCAGUUGUUAUGAGAACAGAUAGUAUUUUCCUUUUGUUCAUUGCUGAUUGAUGAUACUGAAGAACCAGGUGGAGAGCUUUCAUGAUGACACAGGAAAAAGGCUAGUCACACCACAGGGGACCACUCCGAGCUCUUUCACACUGUAUCUUUAUGUUAAUGGCGAGAUCAGAUGGAAAGAAGUGAAUGGGUUUGUGACAAUUAGGAAGUUGUGUUAUGUCUGAAAUGUUUGUCUUUGUCUUUAAGUAGAUCCUCUAAUUAAGAAACAAAUCAAUCACAGCACUUUGAAAAUGUAAUGAUUAUAAUGUUAGCCAACAUAAAAAUGAAUUAAUUGGA